This is a messenger RNA of Cladophialophora yegresii CBS 114405, 447 nucleotides long. RefSeq lists its product as uncharacterized. The record is from RefSeq and is a predicted model, not a curated record. Gene Ontology annotation, molecular function: calcium ion binding. The transcript is spliced from 2 exons. NCBI's taxonomy places the organism in Eukaryota, Fungi, Ascomycota, Eurotiomycetes, Chaetothyriales, Herpotrichiellaceae. The coding region runs from base 1 to 447 and encodes 148 amino acids. Gene Ontology annotation, biological process: mitotic actomyosin contractile ring assembly. Gene Ontology annotation, cellular component: myosin II complex.
AUGGCUAACACUGCAUCUUCCGCUGGGCAGACGUCAACCAACUACAAGGAGGCCUUUUCGCUGUACGACAAGCGCGGGAACGGACGUGUUGCGCUCGAGUCACUGGGCGAUCUGCUACGCGCAUGCGGCCAAAAUCCUACCCUCGCUGAGAUCCGCGACUUGGAGAAGCAAGUCGGCGGCGACUUCGACUUUGACUCCUUUCAGAAAGUUCUCAAUCGACCGGGCGGCUUCAGAGACCCUGGCGAACCAGAAGAAUACUGUCGCGGCUUCCAAGUCUUUGACAAGGAUAUGACGGGAUUUAUCGGAGUGGGACAACUGAGAUACAUUUUGACGAACCUCGGCGAGAAGAUGAGCGACGAAGAGGUUGACGAGUUGUUGAAGGCGGUCGACACAAGCAGCGGCGAGAUAAACUACAUGGAACUCGUCAGGACGAUCCUUGCCAAUUGA